Messenger RNA from Rhopalosiphum padi (bird cherry-oat aphid), 1133 nucleotides. It is a transcript of the gene Polr3F, whose product is annotated as probable DNA-directed RNA polymerase III subunit RPC6. The transcript has a single exon. The record is from RefSeq and is a predicted model, not a curated record. Gene Ontology annotation, biological process: transcription by RNA polymerase III. Lineage: Eukaryota; Metazoa; Arthropoda; Insecta; Hemiptera; Aphididae. The coding region runs from base 78 to 1037 and encodes 319 amino acids. Gene Ontology annotation, cellular component: RNA polymerase III complex.
AUAAGCAAUGAACAUUUGAAUUCAAUUUUUCAAUUGCUUUCAACACGUUUUGUUGUGCUGUUCGUCUUCCGUCUCUGAUGUCGACGGCCGUUAAACGUGGCCACAGGGAUGACCUGGCCGAUGUGGCUCCGGCAGCCAAGAAAGCUCGGGAACCGGAAACUGCUGAGCAGCGUGUUCUCGAAAUCAUCAAAUGCUCAGGUAAUAAGGGUGUAUCCGACGAGGAUCUCAUCCGAGCAUGUCCUGUGCUAACGAUCGAGGAGCGCGUAGACGUGGUCAACAAGUUGAUCACGUCCAAUGCAAUUACAUUGCACAAGGUAAAAGACACGCUUAGAUAUAAGUAUAAAGGACCGACAACGUCUACCCCCGGGGAUGCCAACACUGAGGAGCUGGUCGUGUUUAAUUUGAUACGCGAUUCAGGCAGAAAAGGUAUAUGGAUACGAGACGUACGCAUCAAAUCCAAUUUAGGAUUGCCACGACUCAAGAAAAUCCUCAAGUCACUGGAAACGAAAAAAGCCAUCAAAGCGGUCAAAUCUGUGGCAGCUAGCAGGAAAAUUGUGUACAUGUUGUUUGACCUGGAACCUGAUAGUUCUAUUACAGGUGGCGCAUGGUACUCCAACCAAGAAUUUGAGUCAGAGUUUAUUGAGAUACUAACUAAACACAGCUACAAGUUCUUGGAAGCAAAAAAGUCAAAAGCCUUAAAGAACACCACUAUACGCAGUCCAUUAGUCAAGUACAAUACAUCGUACGCAACUGCUGAUCGUGUACUAGAGUUUAUAUCAAAAACUGGCAUCAGCAAAGUUAGACUUACUGUAGAGGAUAUAAUAUCCAUACUCGACCUAUUGGUGUAUGAUGGUUUAGCUGCAAAGCGUGUAAAUUCUGAAGGAAAAAUAGAGUACCGUUCCACUAAAACUUUAAUGAGCAAAAUUGCUGUGAGUUUUUUGCCUUGUGGUAGCUGUCCAGUGAUUAAACGAUGUUCUGAUGCUAAUCAAUUAAAUUGUUUAAACUGUAAACAUAUGAAAAUUUGGACUACAAUUUGACUUGGUCAUGUAUGGUAUGUGUUAUGUAACCACCUAUGUAUUCAACUAAUGUAUCUGUUAUUUAAUAUUAAAAUAAUGUUUUUAUGAUUAAACUUA